UUUUUUUCAGACGCUUAUGAAGUUAAGUAGCACAGACAAGCGUCUAUGUUCCACAAACUGGAAACCAGUCUUCAAAAACAAUGGACGGCAGCAAAGUGAAGCUGAAUGUAUCGCCAUGCAAGCACUGCGGACGCAAAUUUGUACCAGAAUCACUGGUAAAGCACGAGAAAAACUGUCUGAAGGUUCAAGCGAAAAGAAAGCCGUUUGAUCCAGCCAAACAGAGAGUCACAGAAGACCUGAGUCUGAAGCAGAUUAAGCAAGCACAGAAAAAGGCUGAGCUCGAAAAAAAGAAGCAAGUUGCUGCCCCACGAUCUCACUGGCGACAGAAGCAUGAGGAGUUUGUACGAAACAUUAGGGCAGCCAAGGGGGCCCAGGUUGCCAUGGAGAGGGGGGACCCUCUGCCCCCGCCCCCACCCCCUUCUCUGAACCCAGACUACGUGGACUGCCCCUACUGUUCCCGUCGAUUCAAUGAGAAGGCAGCUGAGAGACACAUCAACUUCUGUAAGGAGCAACAGAAGCGUCUCACCAGCAAACGGGAACCGUCCCAACAAGAGAAAGCUCGGGCUGCAGCUAAAACAUACGUGCCACCGAAACCCAAGCUGAAGGGAUCCCCAGGGGAUGCCCCAGAUUCGCCCAUAGGGAUGGGAGGUGGUUAUGGAGGCGGGUCAAGAGGUGGGCCACCAGCACCUACAAGGGGUGGGCCACCGGCCCCUGCAAGGGGAGGCUACUCACAAGCCCCUGCACCAGCCCCUGGAAGGUCAGGACCAAGCGGUGGGAGAAUGGGCAAUACAGGCCCGGCCCCAUCGAAAUCAGACAAUGGUCGGUCCCCGGGAGGUUACAGUUCUGCAGGACGCGGCGCUCCAGCCCCCCGGGGCACUAAGGCUACACAAGGUUAUGCUGCAGACACAUAUGCAGAUCCUCCACGGAAGGGCUCUCUAAAAAUUACCUCCCCUGUUGAGACCAGUCUGCCAUCAAGAAACCAGUCUGUUAUUAGUUCCCCUGUUGAAACCAGUUUGCAGUCAAGGAACCAGUCUCUUAAACAGACCCCAAAUCUCAGAACCACAAUUGGUUCACCAGGGCUGAGGGGAGGACUGGAAGAUAAACCAGGCCAUUCCCAGUUAGCCAAACUAAACGGACAACAGACGAACGAACAAAUACUUCAAGCUUCAGACUUAGGAUAUCACAGCGGCUCGCACGACCAUGAACUCUCCUCCAAAAGAUCAUUAAUGGCCCGGAAAAUGCGACCCACCAGUGCUGCGGCUAAAUUUUGUCACGAGUGUGGUACCCAGUAUCUCUCAUCUCAAGUUAAAUUCUGCACUGAAUGUGGAUUGAAACGAUUGGAUGUUUCUGCAAGAUGAUCGUUUCACUGUUUGCCUAUGAAAAAGGUCUAUGAAAAAGAUACCAUACCAUAUAAUAAAUCAAGUUUUCUGCUGAAGUAAAAAUAAUAUUUUUCAUGGCAAUUCAAAUUGUGAAAUAUUUGUUUAUUUUUAUUAUAUAUGGGAGCAUAUAGUUGCCAGUUUGUCCUUCCGCACUUCCGUACGGUCACACUUUUGUUACAGUUUCUCAUAGCACGUUCAAUACUUUACAGAUCUCUUUCAUAUUUGGCAUGUAGAUACCUUGCAUGGACCUCUACCUUUUGAUGAUGUUUGAGGUCACUGGGGUCAAGGUCACCAAGGUUAAUACCGGGUAAUAGACUUUUGUGACAGUUUCUCUUAGCACCUUCAAUACUUUACUAUUCUCUUUCAUAUUUGGCAUGUAGGUACCUUGCAUGGACCUCUACCUUUUGAUGACGUUUGAGGUCACUGGGGUCAAGGUCACCAAGGCUAAUAAUAGUUUUCCUGUCACACUUUUGUUACAGUUUCUCAUAGCACAUUCAAUACUUUACCGAUCUCUUUCAUAUUUGGCAUGUAGAUACCUUGCAUGGACCUCUACCUUUUGAUGACGUUUGAGGUCACUGGGGUCAAGGUCACCAAGGCUAAUAAUAGAAUUUUCUGUCACACUUUUGUUACAGUAUCUCAUAGCACCUUCAAUACUUUACCGAUCUCUUUCAUAUUUUGCAUGUAGGUACCUUGCAUGGACCUCUACCUUUUGAUGAAGUUUGAGGUCACUGGGGUCAAGGUCACCAAGGCUAAUAAUAGACUUUUGUUACAGUUUCUCAUAGCACCUUCAAUAUUUGACCGAUCUCUUAUAUAUUUGGCAUGUAGAUACAUUGCAUGAACCUCUACCUUUUGAUUAGGUUUGAGGUCACUGGGAUCAAGGUCAAGGUCACUGAGGCUAAUAUUAGAUUUUCUCAACGUUUCACUUUUUCCCACACAAUUAACCCAUAUACAUGUAUAUUGACAUAGCAUCAUUGGGGAGCAUCCAUCAGUUUUACUGAUAUCCUUGUUUUAUUGUUUGUUAUUUCUCUCUCUUUAAGACUAAACUUGAACAACAGAUGAAGGUACUGGCUAUCUAAAACAUAUUGUACAAUAACUUCUUAUAAGAGUUCAUUAUAAGUUUAAUACUGUUUGUGGUCUAUUUUCAAUUAAUGUGUGUAGAGAGCCAUCAGCAGACAUAUUGUUUGUGUUCAAAAAUACUAUUGAAAAAAAACAUUCAUUAAAUUUGAUCAUAUUAGAUGAUUAUAUUACUGUGACAUUGUCAAUAAUGUGUUUGUAGUGUAAGUCUGUAUUGCUGCAAGAAAGUGGCUAAUUGAACAAUUAUACCAUAUAUCUUGUUUUGGCUGACAAAAGUCGCUUCUUGACAUUGUUUGAUAUAACUUCGGGAACUUGAUAUGUGUGUGCAACAUAAUUAAUUAGUAUAAAUCAGAAGAGCAAAAUAUAUAUUCAUGAUUCAAAUUAUAAUUUUGUUUGAACUAUUUUUUGCAUGAAAUUCCAAAGCAUAUCCUAAAUGUUGUGCUUUGUGACAAUGGGUAGAACUAUUUAUAGCUAUAUAAAUUUUAUUAUUGCACGCUAUAUCUUUUGUUCAUAAUUGUGAUAUAUAGGGUCUAGAUGUUAUACAUGCACUAGUAAAAUUAUACAUAUGUAAAUGCUUAUUAUAAUACGUUUUAAGUGUGCUUUUCAUGUAUUGUAGGGCUACGGGAGGUGUGCUGAAAAUACUUUUUGUUGUGAAUUUUGCAUUUUAUCACAUUUAAUUUAUUUUAUUUGCAUUAUAUGCAUAUGAUGUUUCAUGUCCACAACUUUAAAGUUAAACAUUUUAUUUUUAAUCAGAUUUGUAUAAUCUGGUCCUUUUGAACUAUACUUUUUUUGCGGGUAAAUAUUCUAGCUAAGAAGUUGUGCAUUCUGUUCACACCUACUCAAGUUCAUUAUGCUUGAUACAGGUUCUAUGAAUUCCUGUUGAAUGUGUGUCAAGAAUAAAUUUUGUUCAAACCUCCGUGGCUGUGAUAUGUAUUGUUGAAAAGUGAACCUCUUUCUGUUUUGUUUUUUUCACUAUAAACAGUGUACUCCGGCUUAAAAACUACUUACUAGAGUGUCAGUUAAAUUUCAAAAUUAAAAUGUAAAGAAGUUGAGAUUUUGUAGAUUUAUUGUUAAGAAGGUGAGAUUUUGUAGAUUUAUUGUGUUAAUUAAUAUUAUUUCGGACUGCAACUUGAUUUGAAUUUUAUAGUAAUACUGAAAAAAAAGCUAAUGGUCGCACCCUUCUGUUUUAAGAUUGAAAUUUCAUAUUGUUUAGAUUAAUACUAACAGUUAUGUACACUAGUCAAUAUUGUAACUAUUAUCUUACAUCUUAAAGAAAUGAGGCCAAUGUUAUUGCUGUUAUGGAUUUUUGUCCACAUGUUUGAUGUUUAUCUAUGAACAAUUUAUUGUAAAGUACCAUAAUUAUUAUUUAUGGAAUAAUGAAAUUUCUUUAAAUAGGUUCUUUUGACUGACAUAAAAAGCUUAUUUUCUUACUGACAUAAAAAGCUUAUUUUCUUUUUAAUGUGCCAUAGUCACUAAUUAUUUAUUAAUGUUUUGCUGUUCGUUUUGUUAUUUUAUAAAUCCAUAAAAUGUUCAAAUUAUAAGGGCCCCUUAUUCUGCUAUGAUGGUCCUAGUGAGAGAAAAAUGUCAUUGUCGGUCAGUUGAAUCUAGCAUUAACCUAAAAAAGUAAAAUUGCUAUAGUGAUAUUUCUUGUGAUAAUCUCUCAAUAUGCAAAUUCAUAGUGUGAAUGUGCAUAGUUAUGGGGGUCCAGUGGAAUGGAGGGGAAUUCGCUUCUUUUGGACUUCAAGUUGCACUUGUUCUUCUGUCUAAGUUUGUAUGUGCACAAACCUGUCGUUUUUUUUGUCAUUUAACUUCUGCAUUUUGUCUUAAAGUACUUGGAUUAAUAAAGAAUAUAUAUUUUGGGAACUUUUUAAAGACAUUUUUAGCAUGUUUCUUACUUAGUAAUUUUUAGCUCGGCAUUUUCGGAGAAAACCUGAGGUAUUGUUAUAGCCAGCUCGUCGUCCGCCGUCAGACGUCGGCCGUCCACAUCGUGCUAAAACCAUAACAUUUUGUUAAGGUUUUGAACAUUGGCUCUAAAAUCAAAUUGCUUCAACCUACAACUUUGAAACUUCAUAUGUAGAUGCACCUUGAUGAGUUCUACACGCCACACUAUUUUUGGGUCACUAGGUCAAAGGUCAAGGUCAC
Molecule: messenger RNA, 4595 nt
Organism: Dreissena polymorpha
Lineage: Eukaryota; Metazoa; Mollusca; Bivalvia; Myida; Dreissenidae
Product: zinc finger C2HC domain-containing protein 1B-like
Exons: 12
Coding region: 81-1358 (425 amino acids)
Source: RefSeq, a predicted model, not a curated record